CUAUAUUACUCUCUCCUUAAGCUUGAGUUCGUGUGACGUUUGUUGGAGAGAAGAGGACAAUUUGUGCGAAGGGUUGAUUCGUGUAUCUUGUAUCCGACCCAUCUUGAGGGGAUACAUUGAAUCGGGACACCAAGCUGUUCCUGAGAGAUCAUCUGCCACUAACAAAAGAGCCUAGUUCAUUCCACAGCAGUUUCUGCAAAAUAGAGGUCAGAAACAGGAGUUUUACGGGAGGGGACUACUUGAGCGGUGGUUCACAUUGGGAUGAUGGAGGCCGCUUUUUAGGGAUUUGAGUAAACAAAGGUUAAGAGAGGAUAAAAACAAUGGAGACCACGGUUUCAGUUUCAGAUAGUUCAAUUUCGAAGAGGACGAGAAGGAAAGUGAGUGUAAAGAGUUACAGUGAGAAUCUUAUAGAUGAACUAAUGGAUGGGCAGUUGGGAGGUUUCAAGAAGAAGAGGAUUAGAACGAAAGAACAAUUGGAGAAAGAGACCGAGGUUGAGGCCAUGAUAGCACUCUCUUUGGGAUUCCCUAUAGAUGAUUUACUAGAGGAGGAAAUUAAAGCUGGGGUUGUAAUAGAGUUAGGCGGGAAGGAGCAGAAUGAUUAUAUUGUUGUGAGGAACCACAUACUUUCCAGGUGGAGGUCUAAUGUUCGGUCAUGGGUCUCCAAAGGCCAGAUAAGGGAAACUAUUCCUGAGGAGGCAACUGAGGGGUCCGUCAUAAUUGUCGGGGCUGGACUCGCGGGAUUGGCUGCUGCGAGGCAGCUGAUGUCAUUUGGUUUCAAGGUGGUUGUCCUUGAAGGCAGGAACCGACCUGGGGGAAGAGUUUAUACACAGUAUUUGGAGCAGAAUGGUAACAAUGCUACUGUUGAUCUUGGUGGCAGUGUAAUAACUGGUAUCGAUGCCAAUCCUCUGGGGGUAUUGGCCAGACAACUUUCCAUUCCUCUUCACAAAGUUAGAGAUAAGUGCCCUUUGUACCAACCUGAUGGAGCACCAGUUGAUGUGGAUAUUGAUUCUAAAGUUGAACUUAUCUUUAACAAGCUUCUCGACAAAGUCAUGGAGUUGAGAAGAAUAAUGGGGGGAUUUGCUAAUGAUAUUUCUCUAGGUUCAGUCUUGGAAACACUCACACAACUAUAUGCUGUGGCUAGAACCACAAAGGAGAGACAACUCCUUGACUGGCAUUUUGCAAACUUGGAAUAUGCAAAUGCUGGAUGCCUUUCAAACCUUUCAGCUGCCCAUUGGGAUCAAGACGACCCUUUUGAAAUGGGAGGUGACCAUUGUCUGCUUGUUGGUGGAAAUUAUAGGCUAAUCAAAGCAUUAUGCAAGGGAAUUCCAGUUUUCUAUGGUAAAACUGUUCAUACAAUAAGGUACGGAAAUGGAGCUGAAGUCAUAGCUGGUGGCCAAGUUUUUCAAGCAGAUAUGAUACUUUGUACUGUGCCUCUUGGGGUUUUAAAGAGAAAAUCCAUAACAUUUGAACCGGAAUUACCCGAGAAGAAAGUUGCUGCUAUAGAAAGAUUGGGAUUUGGCUUGUUAAACAAGGUUGCUAUGGUAUUCCCCUAUGUCUUUUGGGAAGAAGAUCUUGAUACGUUUGGCCGUCUAAACCAGCAUAGGCAUAAGCGUGGAGAAUUCUUUUUAUUUUACAGUUAUCAUACUGUUUCUGGAGGUCCUGUACUUGUUGCUCUUGUUGCUGGUGGUGCUGCACAAUUAUUUGAAUAUACGGAGCCAUCCAUCUUGGUGCAUCACAUUAUAGACAUUCUUAGAGGUAUAUAUGGUCCCAAGGGGAUCAAUGUGCCUGAUCCUGUACAAUCAAUGUGCACAAGAUGGGGAAGUGAUCCCUUUACAUUUGGUUCGUAUUCACAUGUUAGAGUGGGAUCAUCUGGCAGUGACUAUGAUACAUUGGCAGAAAGUGUUGGUGGGAGGCUGUUUUUUGCUGGUGAAGCAACUAUUCGUCAACAUCCAGCCACCAUGCAUGGUGCCUAUCUGAGUGGCAUAAGAGAAGCUUCACAUAUUUUCCAAGCUAUGAAACAGCAGCAGAACAACCCAAGGAAAUGCGUAACGAAGAAUUCCGCACCAUGCACUGAAAUUCUGACAGAACUGUUUAAGAGGCCUGACCUUGCAUUUGGGCAGUAUUCAUUUGUAUUUGAUCCUUUGAACGAUGAUCCAACCUCUUGGGGACUCAUGCAAGUAACUCUUACCAACGCCUUUAUGGAAUUAUCCGAUGACUUCUCUUGCAGGAGCGAGACAGAGAGCAUGCAUAAACAGUUGUUGGAACAACCGUUGCGUCUUUAUACAGUUUUGACGCAGAGCCAGGCACUCAAAAUCCAACUGAUGACCAGGAGAGAUGAUUGUAAAAUUUUGCAUUUGUUCAAGAACUUGGGCUUGAAACUACUAGGAGCUGACAGUUUAGGAGAUUUAGGCAAUUCAAUUGCCACUAACAUUGCCAAUGCACGAAGAGGCAAAAGUCGACACCGCAUGUCUGGAAUACAAAAAAAUGCAGGCGGUUCUAAUCUUGAAUUACCAUCCCUAUGAGCAUUACAAAUCCUACACUCUGUAUAUGAACCUUUUCUUUCACCAAACAAGGAACAUAAGAUUCGCUUGCUUAGGGUCCUUGACAAUUUUGCUACCGCCAUAGUUUGUUCACCAUUGUAUUUUUUAUAUCCUUAUAUGUAAAUGACUCAUUUUGGUGCACAGACUUUAGAGUCCCAUAGAUUUUGGUCAUAGGCCAUUUGCUGAAUCAAUGAUUUCAGCUUGG
Cuscuta campestris is the source of this 2745-nucleotide messenger RNA. NCBI's taxonomy places the organism in Eukaryota, Viridiplantae, Streptophyta, Magnoliopsida, Solanales, Convolvulaceae. The record is from the annotation of a GenBank genome assembly.